UGCAGUGGAUGUGACACUUGAUCCUGAUAUAGUACAUCCCAAACCCACUCGGCCUAAUGAUAGAGAACAGAGUGUCGAUAUGUCUCUUGCCAGCUGUCUGCUGACUGAAGAUCAGUUUCUGUGCUCCAUCUGUCUGGAUGUGUUCAGUGAUCCAGUCACCAUACCAUGUGGACACAACUUCUGUAAAACCUGCAUCACUAAACACUGGGAUAGUAAUGUCCGAUGUCAGUGUCCCACCUGUAAAAAGGUUUUCAACACCAGACCUGAGCUGCAAGUCAAUACUUUCAUCUCUGAGAUGGCUGCACAGUUCAGACAGUCAGCUCAACAGAAAGCCAGCAGCAGCAGCUCAGAGCAACAAGGGUCCAAACCAGGAGAAGUUCCCUGUGACGUCUGCACUGGAACCAAACUGAAGGCCCUGAAGUCCUGCCUGGUGUGUCUGGACUCCUACUGUGAGACUCACCUGGAGCCUCAUCUGACAAGAUCAGGCCUGAAAAGACAUCAGCUGAUCGACCCUGUGGAGAACCUGGAAGGCAGGAUGUGUACGAAGCACGAUAAACUGCUGGAGCUGUUCUGUAAGACUGACCAGAUGUGUAUCUGCAUGCUCUGUACCUACUCAGACCACAAGACACAUGAUGUUGUUCCUCUGAAAGACGGAUAUGAAGGAAAGAAGGCAGAGCUGGGGAAGACAGAGCCUGAAAUCCAGCAGAUGAUCCAGAAGAGACGAAUGAAGAUUCAGGAGAUCAAACAGUCAGUGGAGCUCAGUGAGGAAGAUGCAGACAGAGAGAUAGCAGAAGGUGUUCUUGUCUUCAGCGCUCUGAAGGAGUCUGUUGAGAGAAGCCAGGCCGAGCUCAUCGACACAAUCAAAGAGAAGCAGAAAAAGACAGAGAAACAGGCUGAAGGCUUCAUCAAAGAGCUGGAACAGGAAAUCUCUGAGCUGAAGAAGAGAGGCACUGAGGUGGAGCAGCUCUCACAGUCUGAAGACCACCUCCACAUCCUCCAGAGCUUUACUUCCCUGAAUGCUGCUCCACCCACCAAGGACUGGACAAACAUCAGCGUCCGUCCACCUAAAUACGAGGGGACUAUGGUGAGAGCUGUGUAUCAGCUCGAGGAGACGCUCAGUGAACAGAUGAAGAAGCUUUUUGAGGCCGAGCUGAAGAGGGUCCAGCGUUAUGCAGUGGAUGUGACACUUGAUCCUGAUAUAGUACAUCCCAAACCCACUCGGCCUAAUGAUAGAGAACAGGUAAAUCAGGGUAACGAGUGUAGAUGUGUCUUAUCAAAGCAGGCUUUCACUUCAGGGAAGUUUUAUUUCCAGGUUCAUCUUAAGAAGUGGUCAGAUUGGACUUUAGGAGUGGCCAGGAAGUUGACCAACAUGAAGGAAAAAACCAUACUGAGCCCGUCAAAUGGUUACUGGACUGUAUGUCAUAAGCAGCAAAUGUUGGGUACCAGUGGGUACUAUGCUCCUUCUACUACUAUACUAUACUAUCCUUCAGUCCGUCUCUCUCUGAAGACAAAACCUCAGAAAGUGGGGGUGUUUGUGGAUUAUGAGGAAGGUCUGGUCUCAUUUUAUGACAUUGAUACUGCAGCUCUUAUCUAUUCCUUUACUGGCUGCUCUUUCACUGAGAAACUCUACCCAUUCUUCAGUCCCUGCCCAAAUGAUGGUGUUAAAAUACACAGCCCUAAUGAGAGUUGUGUAUUACAAUGAAAAGGGAAGCAAUUUUUCUGGAUAAAUCCAGAAUUUUAAGCCCUAACUACCAUUGUUAUAUCACCUCUGCAUGGGACAUAAUGCCAGUCAGGGAAGGACUGUUGAUUAAAUAUCCGAGCCUGGUCCGACAGCCUAGCUCUAGCAGGGAUGAUUCUUCAUAAUGAUUAGCCACAAUUCACUUUUGACAAUGGACAGUUUAAGAAAGAUAUAUUUGCCUCAGAGUAGAUUAAUUUGAUUAAAUUAUUAUUUGGAAUGAUUGUUUAAAUUAUGUAAGGGAUAAUGCCUGAUGAUGUGUCCAUUAUCAGGAAUCCUGCUCAUACCAUGGCCUCUUGCCAAAGAAAAGAAUUUAAGACUAUACAUUUAUAUGUGUUUUGCAAUCAAAAUCCAAACUAAUACUAGAACAAUCAUUACCAUCCCAUAAGGUUAUUGAGAGAUCCAGCUAAGUGGAAAACAACCAAAGCUAACCCCUUAAAGGCUUCUGAUGUUUUUGAUCUUUUUUUUAAAAUCUAUUUUGUAAACACAAUAUAUUCAUGUCACUGUCAAAAAAUAUGUAAAUUGGAAUUGGGGGUGUGAUGAACAGUGGCAAUUAUAGUCAC
This is a messenger RNA of Perca fluviatilis (European perch), 2298 nucleotides long. Its product is annotated as zinc finger protein RFP-like. Gene Ontology annotation, molecular function: zinc ion binding; protein binding. The transcript is spliced from 2 exons. The record is from RefSeq and is a predicted model, not a curated record. The coding region runs from base 80 to 1702 and encodes 540 amino acids. NCBI's taxonomy places the organism in Eukaryota, Metazoa, Chordata, Actinopteri, Perciformes, Percidae.